Orcinus orca (killer whale) is the source of this 840-nucleotide messenger RNA. Its product is annotated as PRELI domain-containing protein 2-like. Gene Ontology annotation, cellular component: mitochondrial intermembrane space. The record is from RefSeq and is a predicted model, not a curated record. Gene Ontology annotation, biological process: phospholipid transport. Gene Ontology annotation, molecular function: phosphatidic acid transfer activity. Lineage: Eukaryota; Metazoa; Chordata; Mammalia; Artiodactyla; Delphinidae.
AUGAGCAAGCGGGCCUGCGUUUGGUUGGUAGCAAUUUGGCAACCAACUUGGGGCUCAGUCGCGCGUGGACGCCUCACCCUGGCGCAUGGGCCCUGGCUGGCAGCUGCUCCUGGGGGCCUGUCCAGCAGCUGCCUGAGCACCUUUGUCUCAGAGACGCCCCCAGAAGUGGCCAGCGGGCGUCUCUGGCCCUCGGCGCUUUGGAUUUUGGUGGUGAUGGAAACAAGACACUCGCACUGGCCAUUGGAGCCAUCGUUGGCUGGUGGAGAGCUCCAGCAGAGUAGUGUGCUUGUGGAGGUGUGGUUGGCGGUCACCGUGGGGGUCACCGUGGACGUGCACGAGGUGUUCAAGUACCCCUUCGAGCAGGUGGUCACCGGCUUCCUCCGAAAGUAUCUGAACCCCAUGGAUAAAAAUGUCAUCUCUGUAAAAAAUGUGUAGGAAAAACAGGAUGUGUCAACAGGGAUCAUCUAUAGAAAGAGGAUUGCAGUCUGUCAGAGUGCGGUUCCAGAAAUUUUAAGGAAGGUGAACAUUUUAAAGGUGCCUCAUAUCCAGUUAGAAGAGGAAUCGUGGUUCAGUCCUCAGGAAAGGAACGUGGCUAUAAGGAGCCACUGUCUUACGUGGACACAAUAUGCAUCCGUGAAGGGAGAGUCUGUCUUCUGGGAAAGUAUGAAAAGUCCAAAUUGGACAGAGUUCAUUCAGAAAGACGGGAUUUCAAUCACAGGGGCUGGUUUUCUCAACUGCGUUUUGGAAACUUUUGCCAGCACAUUUUUAAGACAGGGCGCCCAGAAGGGAAUUAGAAUAACGGAGAUGCUGCUAAAGGAACAGUGGUGCCCCCUUAGCUGA